Messenger RNA from Electrophorus electricus (electric eel), 2482 nucleotides. It is a transcript of the gene seh1l, whose product is annotated as SEH1-like (S. cerevisiae). Gene Ontology annotation, cellular component: Seh1-associated complex; nuclear pore outer ring. The record is from RefSeq and is a predicted model, not a curated record. Gene Ontology annotation, biological process: cellular response to amino acid starvation; positive regulation of TORC1 signaling. NCBI's taxonomy places the organism in Eukaryota, Metazoa, Chordata, Actinopteri, Gymnotiformes, Gymnotidae. Gene Ontology annotation, molecular function: structural molecule activity; protein binding.
UGAAACAGAAAUAGACGAUAAAAAUGGCGCCUUGAGUACAUUUUCACGUUGCGUAAAAUUUCUCGAGGUUUUACUGACGUGCCACCCAGAAUUUGAUCGGGUUUCUUGGUAGGUUUGUGUAUUUUUGUGGAUAUCGAUAGAGUCGAGGAUGUUCGUGGCAAGAAGUAUCGCAGCGGACCACAAGGACCUCAUCCACGAUGUUUCUUAUGACUUCCAUGGCCGAAGGAUGGCCACUUGUUCGAGUGAUCAAAGUGUCAAGGUUUGGGAUAAGAGCGACAGCGGGGAAUGGCACUGCACAGCGAGCUGGAAGACGCACAGCGGCUCCGUGUGGCGUGUGACGUGGGCGCACCCCGAGUUCGGCCAGGUGUUGGCGUCCUGCUCCUUCGACCGCACCGCCGCCGUGUGGGAGGAAAUAGUCGGAGAGUCGAACGACAAGCAACGCGGGCUCAGUCACUGGAUAAAGAGGACCACGCUGGUGGACAGUAGGACAUCGGUGACUGAUGUAAAGUUUGCCCCGAAGCACAUGGGUCUGGUUCUGGCCACAUGCUCAGCUGAUGGCGUGGUUCGCAUCUAUGAGGCACCGGACGUCAUGAAUCUCAGCCAGUGGAGCCUGCAGCAUGAGAUCUCCUGCAAGCUGUCCUGCUCCUGCAUCUCAUGGAACCCCUCCAGCUCCCGGGCCCAUCCUCCUAUGAUUUCCGUGGGCAGCGACGACAACAAUGUGACCUACAGUGGAAAGGUCCAGAUCUACGAAUACAAUGAGAACACCAGGAAGUAUGCCAAGGCAGAAACACUGAUGACCGUUACUGAUCCAGUCCACGACAUCGCUUUCGCUCCCAACCUUGGAAGAUCCUUCCACGUGCUGGCCAUAGCCACCAAAGACGUGCGCAUCUUCAAACUCGUGCCCCUCCGGAGAGACAGCACUACCAGCUCUGGCCCCACCAAGUUCGAGGUGCAGCUGCUGGCCCAGUUCGACAGCCACAACUCGCAGGUGUGGCGAGUCAGCUGGAACAUCACCAGUACCUUGCUGGCGUCCUCCGGGGAUGACGGCUGCGUUCGGCUCUGGAAGGCGAACUACAUGGACAACUGGAAAUGCACUGGGAUCCUGCGAGGAGAUGGCAGCCCCGUGAAUGGCUCGUCUGUUCAGGGCCUGGCCCUGAACACCCCGGGGUCCUCUGGAGCGCCGACCCCUCAAAACAGUGUGGCAGGGGCAGCAUCUGCGGGCAGAAAAAAAGCUCAGCUGAUGCCAGGCUAAUGGCGACUGACAGCUUGCUGCAUGUGCGCACACACAGGAUUGGACGAGAAUCCCAGUAACCCCUCCCCCAGCACUGAGUGACACCUCUACAGACCAACCAGACACUCCUCAAUCUACUAAUCUAACAGCCGCUGCUGCCAUGUGGCACUGACUGUGUUUGGUGUGUGGAUACUGCAAGAAAUGCAGACGUGUUGCUUGUGUCUGUCGUUUGAUGGCAUUUUCUUGUUGUGUUUUUGUUUUUACUAUUAAUUUCAUAUAAAGAUCUGUGUAUUAAAAACACAUUGCUCCCUAGGGAAAUGUACAAUAUAUGUAUGUACUUUUUUUUUUUUCUUUCUUGUGCGGUAAAAUAAAAGAAGAAUGAUUACAGUAAUAGUCGAAAUUGGAUUUUAGGCUAAAUGUCUGUCGUGUGUUUCAUAGCACAUGUAGUCCACCAAUGAACAGCCUCUGAUUAGACGAUGCAUGACACCGCAUUAUGAAGUCACCAAAAUAAUUUAACAGGGGCUUUUAUUUUGAAAGCCAGCUGUUUUCCAGUAAUUUUAAGAUCACUGGGUAGUGCAGAAAAUGAUGCAUUGUAGAUUCCACAUUCUCCUCACAAUUUUUUUUAUUUAUUUUUUUUUUGUGUGUUUGGGAUAUUAGAAUGGAUUUAGUUAGUAACCUGCUUACUAAUGCCUCAAACUACUAAUCCGUGGCUGUGUAUUUGCCAAUGUAGCCUGAACUCAUGAUUCUUUAAUGAGUAUGUUCUGCUGUUACAAAGUACUAACAGUAGAGGGAGACACUGAGCUUGCUUGGUUGCUUUUUACUCUUCAGUUUUAAUUCCUCUCACCAGCAGGAAGCAGUUCAGCCAGUUCUAGUGACCAUAUCCAGAUUUCAGUCGUGUUACUGGAUGUGUUACUUACAUUUUUGCUGAAAACCAAGAUGCUGUUUGAACAGAUUAUGUUCAGUAAUGUUAAACAGGAGCUGGAGGAGACGCGCUGGUGACCUGAUGAUCUGCACUUUUAAUUUGUAAUGUGUGUUUGUGCGUGCUCUCCCUUCUACUUCAUUUCUUAUGUUCAAAGCAAAACUCUUGCUUGGAUAUUCCAUCAUCUUGAGGUUGUCACCAAUCUUCAGUACAUUUGGUUUUAACAAAAAGGAAGUACAGUUUUGUAAGCAGUUUUUAAAAGCUGUUACGACUUUUGGGGUGGCUUAGAUGUGUGAAAUAAAGGGUCGCAAAUAAAGCAGCAUGGUGUGUUA